AUGAUACGGACACUAAACAGCGCGUCAUUUGCUGCCUUAUUUGCAACGGUGCCAAAGUCCACGACAUGCAGAACAGCUAGAAUACACAGUACGUAUGAUGUGGCUGUGGUGGGUGGCGGCAUCGUGGGCCUGGCCUCAGCCAGAGAGCUCAUCCUCAGACACCCCACGCUUAGCUUCAUUCUGCUGGAGAAGGAGAAGAACCUGGCCAUCCACCAAAGCGGCCACAACAGUGGUGUGAUCCACAGUGGGAUUUACUAUACCCCCGGGUCUCUGAAGGCCCGUCUCUGUGGCAAAGGGGCCACUAUGGCCUACGAAUACCUGGACAAGAAAGGACUCCCCUAUAAGAGGUGUGGAAAGCUGAUCGUCGCUGUGGAGCGAGAGGAGAUUCCCAGGCUCAAAGCGCUGUACGAGCGAGGACAGAAGAACAACGUGCGUGACCUCACCAUGAUAGACGCCAAGGGGAUCCGAGAGAGAGAGCCCUACUGCAGGGGUCUGAUGGCCCUGGACUCUCCUUACACUGGCAUCGUGGACUGGAGGCUGGUGUCACUGGCGUAUGGCAAGGACUUCCAGGAGGCAGGAGGGACCGUGGUUACUGAAUAUGAGGCCAGUGACAUGGCCAUGGUGAAGGAAAGCCCCGCUGGUAACACUGACGGAAUGAAAUAUCCCAUCGCUAUCAGAGAUUCAAAGGGUACGGAGGUAAGGUGUCGGUAUGUGCUGACCUGUGGUGGUCUGUACUCUGACCGCCUCGCUCAGAUCUCUGGCUGCAGUCCAGACCCUCGCAUUGUCCCCUUCAGAGGAGAUUACCUGGUCCUGAAGCCUGAGAAACACUACCUGGUCCGGGGCAACAUCUACCCCGUUCCUGACCCUAGGUUCCCCUUCCUGGGGGUCCACUUCACCCCGCGGAUGGACGGCAGUGUUUGGCUGGGUCCCAACGCCGUCCUGGCCUUUAAACGAGAGGGAUACAAGCUGUACGACUUCGAUGCCCGGGACUUUGGAGAUGCACUUUCAUUCAGAGGUCUGCAGAAACUGGUGAUGAAUAACCUAGUGUAUGGUGUUGGAGAGAUGUACAGAGGGGUGUUCAUCGGAGCACAGGUCAAGAUCUUAAAGAAGUUCAUCCCAGAGCUGUCUCUAAGCGACGUCCUCAGGGGUCCAGCAGGGGUGAGGGCCCAGGCUCUGGACCGCGAUGGGAACCUGGUAGAUGACUUUGUGUUUGACGUUGGUGUCGGGGAUGUGGGCAGCAGGGUCCUCCAUGUACGCAACGCUCCCUCGCCCGCCGCCACCUCUUCCCUGGCCAUAGCAGAGAUGGUAGCAGACGAGGUGGAGAGACGUUUCAGCCUCUAAAAACUCUAGAGGCGCUCUUCGGAUGCUUACCAAAUGGCAUCCCAUUCCCUACUUUUUGAGUUCUGCGCACAACUUUUGACCAGAGCCCACAGGGAAUAGGGUGGCAUUUGGGGCGUACUUACACUUCCCCAGUGGAAGGAAGUAACAACAUUAUAUCACAUCUAGUGAUAUAGUGAAGUGUUGAUGAUGCUGAUCUCAGGUCAGUUCUGCAUUUUCCCCAAUGGUUAGUUUGGAGUGGGGGUGAGUGUAAGCUGAUCCUGGAUCUGCGCCAAGGGGCAACUUCACCAGGAAAUGAUCCAUCCAAUCUGUUAACUACUGCUCACUGGUCCAGCAUCUGCGUCAGCAGAGUGAGGUUACAAAAAAUCCGCUAACUUUCCAAAAUUCCCAGGUUUUCCAGAAAUCCAGAUUGGAGGAUUCCAGGAUUAUCUGCUUAGUUCCUCCUUAAUUGCAGGAAUAAUCCAACAGGGAUUUCUGGAAAACUCGGGAGGUUUGUAAAGGUUACUGGAAUUUGCAACCCGACAGCAGAGUGGUCAGGCCAGAAUGGAGUAGACAGAGCAGCAUGUACUGAACAGAGCAUGUAAAGUGCGUUCGGAAAAUAUUCAGACACCUUGAUUUUCCCCCCCACCCCACCCUAAAUUUGGUUACGUUACAGCCUUAUUUCCCUCAACACACACAAUACCUUAUAAUGACAAAACGAAAACACGUUUUUAGAAAUACUUUCUGAAUGCUUUCUGAAUGCAUUGUAGAUGAGAAGAUUAGAGGGUAAUUGUGGUCUAUAGGAUCCCUUAAGAAGCAAAGGGCCUAGACUGGGGUUGAAUAUUUUCCCAGUGUUUUACAUGUUCCGUCCCGAGAAUAAAUCACUUUUCUCCGUGGUAACCCGGUAUUUCCCAUCAAAACCGGAAGUGUCAUUCAAAAGCAUUAUAAAGCAUAUAAGUAGGUCCAUGUCUGGUUUUGAAUAGAGCUUUGAUAGAAAAUUCAACCCUGGGGCCCUCCUGAGUGACGCAGCGGUCUAAGGUACUGCAUCGCAGUGCUCGAGGCGUCACUACAGACCCUGGUUCGAUCUCAGGCUGUCACAACCGGCCGCGACCAGGAGUCCCAUAGGGAGGUGCACAAUUGGCCCAUCGUCGUCCGGGUUAGGGGAGGGUUUGGAAAGGGGGGGGGGGGGGUUUACUUGAAUCAUUGCGAUCUUACGACUCCUUGUGGUGGGCCGGGUGCCUGCAGGCUGACUUCAGUUGUCAGUUCAAUGGUGUUUCCUCCGACACAUUGGUGCAGCUGGCUUCCGGGCUAAGCAGUUAUGACCCACCAAGCUGCGCUUCCUGUUUCGGAGGACGUAUGACUCGACCUUCGCCUCUCCCAAGCUCGUUGGAGAGUUGCAGCGAUGAGACAAGAUCGCAAUUGGGGAGAAAAUGGGGGUAAAAUACCCAAAAAUUAACUAAAAUAUUAAGAAAAUUCAAGCCUGAUGGGUCCUACAUUAAAGACAUUUAAUGAGCCCAAUCCCCCAAAAAGCCCAAAUAAUUGUGCUGUUUUCCAAUAGAUAUAUCAUAUAGGCUACUGCACAUUACACAUGACAGAAAAACAUAAAUUCCCAUAGAUGGAGCUAUAGAUGAAGCUAGCUAUAUGCUCUCUUGGGUAAAUAAAACUAGCUCCAGUUGGCUAAUAUGUUUUGAGUGUGAACUGUAUUACUGUACUGUAUUAUAUUAAAUGGACUAGAAUUACAUACAUCCUUCGACCCAUGAUAAGCAGGGAGAGAGAACAUGCGAUUCUGGUGCAGCACAUGCGGCCUACAAAGUUACAAGUAUAGGCUAGCGAUUUCGAUUUAUAAUUUUGAAAUAUAAUAGUGCCUAUUUGCAUAAUUAGUAGGCUGACGCAUAUGGAGCUUUCAUAUUUCCCCCUUAUGUCAUUAGCCUACGUCCUCUCUCUAUUGUUGCUUCAUUCCUUACCUGGUUUUCAACAGUUAAAUGAAAUGUUUCGUGUCCUAAAUCAUUCUAAUGACAUCCUUGAAUAAUAUAGGACUAGAAUUCGAUGCAGAAGGCUUUCACUUCUCUUCACGAAGAUUGAAGGGUUCUGGGUCUGAAUAAAUAACGGCUAUAGUCUACCGCCAUCACUCUUUCAAACGAUGUGGAUGAUAGGUCUACGUGCACUGUGGACUGCGUUCCAGACUGAGCAGGGCUGCAUGAUGGAUGAAUGUGGAUGAUAGGUCUACGUGCACUGUGGACUGCGUUCCAGACUGAGCAGGGCUGCAUGAUGGAUGAAUCAACGAGCAGGGUGGGGACAGAGGCCGUAGAGAAGACACAUUUAGACAUCGCAUAUAAUUUAACACUUCCAUUUCACCGCAUGCUGUUCAUAUAAAUAAUGUAUUAUAAUUUAUCGGGUUCUCACAGUUAUUUAUCCGGGGGGAAAUGAGUGGUUUUGGCCAGUAAAUCUCAGUAACCGUGUUCGCGCCGUUCAACCCAUGUCCAUGCUACCGAGGACCAGUUUUCCAGACACAGAUUAAAUCUAAUCUUGGACUAAAAAGCAAAUAAAAUGGAGAAUCUCCGUAGAAAUAGCUUUUAUACCGACCCCUUAAACGUUUGAAAUGUAGUUGGAUGCACCAAAAAUGAGUUGGUUGCACAGAUGAUGCCAAGAAUUCACCAAGAAUGUUCUAAAUUAAAGACCUGCUCCACUGUGGUCCUGUAUUCUCAUGUGAUCCCUCUCAUUGCUUUGGUUUUGGAUAAUGACAAUGUACAGGAGCGCUAAAAAUAUGUUUGUGUUCUCCACCAUUUCUGCUUUCUGAUUUUUUUUUUUUUUUUUACGCACUGAUUUUAGGAUGUUUAAAACCAUUUAUUUUAUAAUAAACUGAAAAUAUUUAUCAAAGUUUUGCGGUAAGAAUACUGCCAUUUUUCAUUUUGCCGCAGUCACAUUCUUUGACAGUGAUUGUUUUUGAAAAACGGUGUGAUUUUGUUAGCCUCUUUACUGAGAUGAUAUGAAACGGUUUAAUGAAUUUGUCUACGAAUUAUAAUUCUCUCAUUUUGAGAUGUGUGAUGUGUGAGGUGUACAACUCCAGAGACAAAAGUUUAUUACAGAAAUUCUAUGUAUUUUAAAUAAAUGACUUUUCCCAUUA
Molecule: messenger RNA, 4441 nt
Organism: Oncorhynchus mykiss (rainbow trout)
Lineage: Eukaryota; Metazoa; Chordata; Actinopteri; Salmoniformes; Salmonidae
Source: RefSeq, a predicted model, not a curated record